AAUUUUGAGUUUUGACUCCAUCUCUCUCUCCCUUCCGUCUUCACGGCAGCUCUUAAUCCUCCGUCUCCGGCUGUUUUAGAAGCUGAAAUUCCGCCGCCUCACCAUGUCCUCCGCCGCCAUUGCUACUGCUCUCUGUCUUCCUUUCUCUUCAUCCCAUUCCGCUAAGUCUUACUCUAAGAAGUAUGUCCGUGGAGGGUUUGGAGUGUUUGCUAUGUAUGGGGAGGAGGGCGCGCUAGUCGACAAGAAAAGCCCAUGGCUGACAAUUUUUAAUGUAGAAGAUCCAAGGUCCAAAGUUCCCCAAUGUAAAGGAAAGUUCCUAGAUGUAAAUACAGCUUUAGAAGUGGCUCGAUAUGAUAUACAAUAUUGUGAUUGGAAAGCUCGUCAAGAUGUUCUUACGAUCAUGCUUCUGCACGAGAAGGUUGUGGAAGUAUUAAACCCUCUAGCCCGUGACUAUAAAUCCAUCGGAACAAUGAAGAAGGAACUUGCAGAUUUGCAAGGAGAACUCACACAAGCUCAUAAACAGGUACACAUCUCUGAGGCUAGAGUUUCUGCUGCCCUAGAUAAGCUGGCUCACAUGGAAGCACUGGUAAAUGAUAAGCUGCUGCAAGAUCAAAACACAGCAGAAACUGAUUGCUUGUCCUCUUCUACCAGUAUGCCUAUAAGAUCUUUAGAUACUGUAAAAAGCAACCCGUCUCGAAGAAACCUAAAUGUGUCUGGUCCCGUCCAACAUUACAGUGACCAUCUGAAGAACUUUUGGUAUCCUGUUGCUUUCUCCAGUGAUCUUAAGGACGACACCAUGAUACCAAUUGAUUGCUUUGAGGAGCCAUGGGUGAUCUUUCGUGGGAAAGAUGGAAAGCCUGGAUGUGUCCAAAACACCUGUGCUCAUAGGGCCUGCCCCCUUCAUCUGGGUUCAGUAAAUGAUGGUCGUAUACAGUGUCCUUACCAUGGGUGGGAAUACACAACAGAUGGAAAAUGCGAGAAAAUGCCGUCAACAAGAUUACUAAAUGUAAAGUUAAAAGCUUUGCCAUGCUUUGAGCAAGAAGGCAUGAUUUGGAUAUGGCCAGGAGAUGAUCCUCCAGAAGCUACACUACCUUCUUUACUACCUCCUCCUGGAUUUCAAAUCCAUGCAGAGAUAGUCAUGGAACUCCCUGUGGAGCAUGGUUUACUUUUAGACAACCUUUUGGAUCUUGCACAUGCUCCUUUCACCCACACUUCAACUUUUGCUAAAGGAUGGAGCGUACCAAGCUUGGUGAAAUUUUUGACCCCUGAAUCUGGUUUACAAGGAUACUGGGAUCCUUAUCCAAUUGAUAUGGAAUUUAGACCACCUUGUAUGGUGUUAUCUACUAUUGGAAUAUCAAAGCCAGGCAAACUGGAGGGGCAGAGUACGAAGCAGUGUUCUACACACCUUCACCAACUACAUGUGUGUUUGCCUUCAUCCAGGCAGAAGACUAGGUUAUUAUACAGGAUGUCACUGGAUUUUGCUCCCCUGCUCAAACACAUUCCCUUCAUGCAAUAUUUAUGGAGGCACUUUGCAGAGCAGGUCUUAAAUGAGGAUCUGCGGCUUGUAAUUGGGCAACAGGACCGGAUGAUCAAUGGCGCUAACAUCUGGAAUCUUCCCGUGGCUUAUGAUAAGCUCGGAGUAAGGUAUAGGAUUUGGAGGGAUGCUGUAGAACGAGGAGCUAAACAAUUACCUUUCAGCGAAUGAGCAUACAACGAAAGCCAAUAACGGGUUACCUCCUUUCAUGUUACUUCUGAACUUCACCUCAACAAGGAGCUAUAGUUGUCUUCCAACAUACUUCAGGGACUAUGUCCAAAUUUGGACGAAGUACCCGUUUUUCAAGACGAAGUAACAGAGCUUUCAGCUACUAAUUCAUGGCAAAGGACAAUGGCUUCUGCAUCAACCACUUUGCAAAAUUAUAAGUUCUCCGCCAAGUUGGUUGGUAGUUUUUUUCUUUUUCAUUUUUCUUUGUACAAUCCCACUUUCCCCAUUGGUUGUAUUCACCCAACACUGCUUACAAAGUUGAAGAUUACUUACUAGGCUCAAAACUGCCCAGCAUCAUAUGUAAUGCAGGGUAGAAUGGUUAAUGACAAUUGUAGCUAUUAGAUUUUUUUGUCUUCAACAAAUUUCCUAGGGCACUCUCCUGCCA
Messenger RNA from Ipomoea triloba (trilobed morning glory), 2147 nucleotides. Its product is annotated as chlorophyllide a oxygenase, chloroplastic. Gene Ontology annotation, molecular function: chlorophyllide a oxygenase activity; 2 iron, 2 sulfur cluster binding; iron ion binding. The transcript has 9 exons. The record is from RefSeq and is a predicted model, not a curated record. Gene Ontology annotation, biological process: chlorophyll biosynthetic process. Gene Ontology annotation, cellular component: chloroplast. The coding region runs from base 104 to 1705 and encodes 533 amino acids. NCBI's taxonomy places the organism in Eukaryota, Viridiplantae, Streptophyta, Magnoliopsida, Solanales, Convolvulaceae.